AAUCAUUUCAACGUCGGCCGUCGUACGUUCGAUGUCUGUGCGAGCUGCUGUUGCGCAUGCCGCAAAUGUGUCAUCGUAAAAUAAACAAUUUAAUUUGAUAUUUGACAAUUAUUCCCAAAAUGGCGUGUAGUGUACAAAGUGUUUUGUUUCAUUAGUGACACAUGCAGAAUGCAGGGCUACAAUAUGGAGAAGGUGUUACUCCUGUACAAGAGUCACCUUUUGUUACUGCUCCGGUGCAGAACAGCACAUCGAACUCGACGAGUUCUCUGAGGCAGUUCAGGAAGAAGGAAAAUGUAGAUAAGGCUGCGGGGGCCGGCGGGGGACUGUCUGCAGUCAAUCAGGACUCCACGAAUUCUAGUCAUGUGGCCCGUGUCGCUCCCCACAACCACUACCCCCACAAGCAGAACGAGUACUUUAGAUAUCCACCCCAAUACCAAGAAUACAGUUCACAGUACAAGGAACCCACAGUCAAAUAUUCGGAGAUCGCUGAUCCAGUUAUACAACCCAUUCCACAUCUAGACCAUUUACCACCCUCCGUUCUGUCUAAACACAAGGAGAAGGAAUACGUAGACAUGUGCAACAUCCCUCAGCAAAGCCACAUCAACAAAGCGUACCCCGAACAUCAGUUCAAUGGGCAGCAGGGGUAUCCUCCGGACAUGUCCAUGCAUCAUCAGUACAUGCACAAGGAGCCGCAGGGUUCACAAAUGCAUUCCCCCUACAAGCCUGAAUCUCAGUACAUUCCGAAGGAGGGCGCCUUCAACCACCAGAUACCGCCGUUCCUCAAGUACAACAUUCCCCAGUCGAGAAACUACGGACCCCUGGACAACGCCUCCCUGACUCCCUUCCAGCGGAUGGACCCCCAUCUGGCCAGGUCGUUCAUGACCGAACACCAUCACAUCAGGGAGUUCCCCACCGAGUACAGCCCCAUGGAGCAGAGCCGGAUGUACGCCCAGAAACAACGAUACUACCCCACGCCUUUACCGCCAUCAAACACGACCUACCCCCCCAACUACCCCCACCGGAACAUGACGGCGCAGCAGUACAACUACCCGAGCUGCAACUACCCCAGAUCCGCCCAGAUGAACACGUCCAUGGGACGUUACGCGAUGAACAUGGAACGCAGCAUGUCACCCCGACGGACGUACGCUGAAAACAUGGAGAUCGGCAUGGGCUUCCCUCCGGUACCUCAGAAGAUCCAGACGGGGUACCCCAACUACCCCGCCUACGCCCAGCACUACCAGCAGCGCAGGCCGCCGGCCGUGCCCCAGGACUACUACCAUCACCCGCAGCAACAUCCGCACCCGAGGGCGCACGCGCAGUACAUGCCCAACCACCACGCGCAGGAGAUGACGGAGAACCACGUGGCCUCCAACAACAUACGGCAGUACCUGGAGAACUGGGCCGAGGAGGAACCCACGGCGGAGAUACCCACCACCAUCGAGAACCCCAAGUACAUCUCCAGGCUGAACAGGGACGAGACCAACGAGGUGUACGUGAUAAAUGCCUCGGAAUUACCGCAGUACCUGGAGAAUGGGGUACCUCUUAUAGCGUCAGAAAACGGGCAGUAUAUCUUCAAGAGUAACGUUUCCAUCGAUAACACUGGGGCUAUAAAGAUACUGGAUAAAACUAGUGGUGAAACCGGGGUUCUACCUGCGGACAGUCAAGACAGGGUGGUUAGCCUUCACAUCAUCGAAAACCCCAAGGGGGACUGUCUGGUGAACAGACCAACGACUCAGGAACAUCAGACGGCCGCUACGAUCAACGUGAUCGCCAAUCACCAGAGUAUGGACGGCAACGCCCAACGUCCCUACCACCAGCCGGGGUACAACAGGAUGAACGCCCCCCACCAGGUGUCCCCGAUAGUCCAGAACGGCGACGCGUCCUUGAACCUCAGUCUACACCAUAGCGACAGCCCGAGAACCCCCGAUAAACCAACGGAGACCUACCACGAAGUGCCUCAGCAGAACUCCUGCAUCGUCAUACCCUCCGCCCAGAGCAGGCUCAACUUCGACGAGUCCCUCCUUCCCAACCCAUCGUCAGUGCCUUGUGAAGCGAAACAGAAGAAGGAUGAGGGUGCCAACGCGAUGAUCUCCAACGUGAUGAACGAGGAGGCCAUCCUGAAGGAGGCGCACGAGGAGCUGGAUAAGAUAGUCCAGGAUACUCUGACCUCCGCCAACAUGCACAUGCCGAUGGAGAACCACCAGGUUAUGAAGAUGGACGAUGGUUUGAACUCGAGGAUUCCAGACUAUUUGAACCUCGACCUGGAUACGUCCAACCCUAAGGACUUGAGGACCGGUUCGCCUGGGGUCGAAGAGAACGAGGCCAUCAUCGAUUUGAGCACCACGUCUAGGAGGACCAGUAAGAGCGAGAACGAGGAACAGGAAAUAUCCGAGAAAAAAGAAGAAAAACCAGUAGAAACACAUGAAGAACUGAAGAAAAACGACCAUUUGCAAGACGAAGCUACAACAAUCAAGCAUAUGCCCUUGAUUUUCGAUGGUUUCGAAGAACACACCUACCAGAAGAGUGAGAAGGAUAAUCAAGAUACUGAAAAUACCGUUGAAACUUCCCAAGAGAAGAAAGAAGAAACCAAGGAAGACGAUAAAGGGGAAAUAACACAUGUAGCCGAAAACUCUGAAGCUCCUCCUGUAUCUCCAGAAACCCCAACAGAAGUUUCAGUUUUGAAAACUGAAGAAAUGGGUCCAGCCAAUGAGAGUAAGCCAGAAACGGAAAAUGAAGCCGUGCUUCCCCCAGAAGAAUCAGUGAAAAGGGAAGAAACCACUGAAGUUUCAGUGACAACAGAAGAAAUCACCGAAAUUUCAGCGACAAUGGAAGAAACCACCGAAAUUUCAAAGACAACGGAAGAACCCACUGAAUUUCCAGUGACAACGGAAGAAACCACCGAAGUUCCACUGACAAAGGAAGAAACCACUGAAGAUUUAGUGACAGAGGAAAAAACCAUCGAAGUUUCAGUGACAAGGGAAGAAACCACCGAAGUUUCAGUGACAGGGGAAGAAACCACCGAAGUUUCAUUGACAAAGAAAGAAACCACCGAAGUUUUGGUGACAAAGGAAGAAACCACCGAAGUUUCAGUGACAAGGGAAGAGACCACCGAAGUUUCAGUGACUGGGGAAGAAACCACCGAAGUUUCAGUGACAGGGGAAGAAACCACUGAAGUUUCGGUGACGAAGGAAGAAACCACCGAAAUUCCUGAAAGUGACGAAGAUAAAACGAAGAGCAAGUUGGAGUAUUCGGAAGAUAAGUUUAUCGAGAUUCCCAGAACUGGAAUAAAAAGAAAACGCAUAUUUUCAGUGGACGAUAUUAUUUAUCGUAUCGGUUCUAACUCGAAUCAAACUCUGAAUAAUUGCGAGGAAAUAGAAAAGGUUUCAAGUGAGAAUGAAGCUGAUACUGCUCCUCAGAUAAAUACAGCUCCAAGCCAAGAUAAUAAAGAAACAGAAACACAGAUAAAUACAAAUCCAGGUCAAGAUAGUGAAGAAAUAGAGAGUGCUACUCAGAUAAAUACUCCUCCAAGUCAAGAUAAUGAAGAGACAGAUGAAACCGUCAAGAAAAAUGAUUUGACUGAAGAAACAAAAAGCUACACAGAAAAUGAAGAAAAUUCAAUCGAAUGCUCGAGUGAAGAUAAAGAAGUCCAUUGUCCUGAUGUGGAAAGUGAGCUUUCUAACCUUGAAACGAAGCAGAAUGAAGAAAACCAAGAUGAAGAAACAAGCGAAGACAAGUCUCAAGAAGUUAUAGGUCAAAUUUCCGAAUCAACCAGCUUCAAUGGAUCAGAAUGUUACAUAAAUUGUAAAUCGGGAAGUGAAGAAGAAAUUGAUACAAAUCCUCAAAUCGAUGAAGAAAGGGAAAACACUGACAUUUCUCCCAUGAAAGACAGUGCAGAAGUAGAAGUACCUUCCGGGGAAGAAGUAGAAGAAAAAAGGGCUUUUUCGAACGAUGCAUCUGAAGAAAACUCUGAGAAUACAACACAAGAAGAUGAAAACAUGGAAAAAUCUGAAACUACCUAUCUUGAGGUGAAAAUAAGUGAUGAGACUGUAGAAAACAAAGGAACAUCUACCGUGGAAGAGCUUUCAGAGGGUGGCGAUAACCUGAAAAAGACGCAAAACUCUUCCACGAAGGAAGAAACCAAACAAAAUUCCGAAAUUCCUCUCCCAGUAGUACCUGAAGGAAAAGAAGACUUGGAAAAGGAUAAGAUUGAAGAGAUCGAUGAAACUCCGAUGGAAAAAGAGGAGAACGAAGUAUCUGAGGAUCUCCACCUACCUGAGGAAGCAGAAAAUCUCAAGAGAUGUCUACCUGAAACUUUUUCCUGCAAAAAAGAAGAAGCUAAAACUGAAAAUGGCAAUAAAAGAAUGAAGCUCGAUACCGAAGACGAAGAAGCAAUACAAGAAAACGAAGAUAACAAGAUGGAUUUUGUGGAAGAGGCUUCGCAGAGACCCUGCAGGUUUUCGGUUAUUCAAAGAACUGAACCUUCACAAAGAGAAGCCACGGUUGAAGUAGAUGCCCCGAAGAAUGAAACGCCAAGCACAAAAACGGUGGAGGAAAUAGAGAAAAAUACUCCCAUGAAAAAAGAGGAUUUGGUGGAAGACCACAAGAAGCAUACGAAGGAAGAGAUCACCUUCGAGCAGAGGUUCGUGGAGCCUCUGCUGAAGAAAGAGGUCAAAGACGAACAGGACGAGGAAAAAUCGCAAUUGGAAGACUUCCAAUACAGGAGCGUGCUCAAGAUCGAGGAGAACGUGGUCCUGUUGGAGAUUUGCGGUGAAUUGGUGGAGAUUAGCGUGAACCAGAUCAACGGGAAGAAGGUUAUCACUGUUGUACCGAUUUCUAGCAGCGCCACUGUGGAUAUAAACGAUAAUUACGAACAUUUGGAUCGUGUAAGUGAACAUGGGGUCCUUGAAACCACCCAGAAUGAGUUGGAAACGCUGGAGAUGUACCAGGAAACUUGCGUGGGUAAGACUGAGGAAAACGAGGAUAAAUCGCCUCCUAAAACUAUCAGCUCGUCUGAGGAUGAAGAGAACCUUCUGAGGAACGAAGAAAUCACCAGUACCCAACCAGAAACGAUGGAUAUAUUCGAGGAUAUAAUACUGAACGAAAACGAGAUUAUAAUAGGCGACGAAAGUUUGGAGGAAGAGAUAAACCUCGACCUCAAGAGCGACGAGCUGGUGGUCGACCAAAAGCCCGUCUUAUGCACCAAAGCAUCCAAGAAACUUUACGAAGACGAGCAGUCCCAAGCCCCCCCCAAAACCCACAGCUCCCUCCGGGAAUUCAGAAAGGUCAAGACGAAACCAGAACCGGCCUCACCCACCCAGAAGGUUAACGUUGAGGUCAAGGAUAAGAAACCGCUGAAAUCGGCGCGCGCAGCGUCCAGGCCGAAGGGAGGGUCCCAGGUGGCCUUCCAGGAGCUGAUCAAGCAGAGGAAGAUGAGGAAGGAAAAGAUACGACUGAAGUAUUCCCAGUACGUUUUCGGGGACGACGCGGAUAAGACGCAGGGCGUCGACGAAGGCUCGCUGGAGAAGGAGGUCAGGAGUGAGGUUAGGAAGGUGCCCAAGAUGGUCAAGGUGGAUAAAAACCAAGUGUGCUCUGCCGUGCACAAGGUUAAGGGUGGCGACGGUGCUAAGAAGAAGGAUUCAGAGGUCAAGACGAAGGAUAAGGAGAAGGUUAGAAGGAGAUCGGUGGACGAGAAUAAGCAAAGGAUUAAUAUUAUAGCCUCUGUGAUCCUCAAGGAACCUUCGUCGGGUGCAAAUUCAGAUAAGAAGAAGACGGACGAAAAACCGACCAGCACCUCUCAGCUAGCAGUCCAACCGGCGCCUCCGACGGCUCAAAAUUUUCAGGAGGUCCGGGCCCCGAACGAACCGGAGGUGGCCAGGCCCCCCAACGCCCUGGAGAAACACCCCAGAUUCCCGAAGGUGUCCGCGCCCAGGGACCUCUCCCUGACCAAGCACGCGAACGAACACUACCUCUCAAGAAAAGACCAUUCAAAUUUGAAGAAGAAGCUCAGCAUCCAGGAGUACAACAGCCGCAAGAGGAAAACGGAGGAGUCCAAGGUGCCCGAGAGGGCGGCCAAGGUCGCCAGGGUGGAGGAAUCUAAGGUGUGCGACGAUCAGAGGAACCGCCCCAAACCGUCCACUAUUUACUCGGGGAAGCAGUUCGAGAAGAUGGCCAAUUGCGUCAAGGACCCCAGGAGGCUUCAGUUUAUGAAUUCCGAACGCACCGGCCUUCUGAGAUGCAACUCUGAGGAAGCGACCACUUGUAGAACGUUGAACAUAUCACCGUUUAGAUCUCUCUCGACUGGUAACACCUCAGACCAAUCAGAACCUUUGCUCAACAGAAUUUCCAUCGAUAACCAAUUGAAAAACUACAAGACUGCAAUACCCAAUCAAUUGAUCUUGGAAAUAAACGAACCCAAUACGACAAAUAGGAGAAAAACCGUUGAUAACAAGUACGAAUCCACAGGAACUGUCAGGAGAAGAGUUUCCUUCGAUGACAAUGUCCAGAUAAACGAGGUGCACACCACACAAACGAAAACCGUGAAAAUCAGGCAGGAUUCGAAUUCUAGUUGUUGCGAGGUUACCUCAUCCUGCUCCGACAACUUCGAGGAAAGGACAAGGGAUGAUUGUGAAGAUAAGAACGAAGGUACAAAUCCUAAAUACCAAAAUAGUAUAGUUAGAAGGUUACAGAAGUCGGAGGUUGUCCGAAACGACUGGGAAGAUUCAAACUCCCCCAAAGACUGUAUAACAGACGCAUUUGCCCAUUGUUUUUUAGAAAAAAACAAGUUGGAAACCUUAAAAGGUUCAAAGAAUAAACUAAUAAUAGAUAUAAACGACUUCGAUACAAGUCUGAUCGAUAACGAACUGAAAAAUUCGUAUCAGAAUAGUUCAAAAUCCAAUACUAGUGAAAACGGGUUGAAAAACUACAAGGAAGAAGUCGAUUUAAAACUGAAUUCGUUAAAUAUCCAAAUACCAAAGACGACAAAGAACAGGGUACCAAACGAGGACGACAUACUGAUGCAUAAAUUCCUGAGAAAAGAACAACUCAGUUCGGAAGAAAUCAAACAGAUACGAAGAAUAAUAUACUUCAAGAAAAAGAUGCAACAGUUACAGAUAAACCAACAGACCACUAAACCGACAGAAGACAAUUACGAGAUCAAGAAAACCGUGGAGAAUUCCCCGAACAAAGAUCUGAAAUUACAAUUGAAGAAGGUAGACGGUAAGGUUAAGAAAAAGAAGAAGAGAUUCAGGAAUCUGUACUCGGAGAGUCCGGAAACCAGUGAGAACGAAGUGCAAGAGACAGCCGGUGAGUUCUCGGUUUACGGAGGGGAGAAUAUAUCGGGUGUCAAGUUGAUUUUCAAGAGGAAAACGGACUUUUUGAACCUUCAGCCGGUCGUUAGGUUGCAGAGGUAUGCGUUUAUCGAUUCGAUGGCGAAAAAAUUGAGAUUCGAGUGAGAUUUUAGGGACCAAAUGCGAAAUUUCAAGCCUUUAGUGAGUGUUGUGAAUAUUUUCUCUUAACGAGGAGAGAUCUGCACCAGAGUUUUCAAGAAAUGUACCUGUUUAUAGAAAAAAAACUAUUUUAUAAGAAAUAUAGAGGGGAUAUAAUAUAUACGAUAUAUAUUCAAGAAUAGCAUAUAGAAUUUUCCACCUAAAUUAGACAAAGAUAUAUAUUUACUAGAGAUAAAAACUUUAUCAUCUCGAUACAGGGUUGUAUAUAGACAAAACGUUCAAAAUCAAUGCCUACUCAAUAGUCUGCAGCUUCAACAAUACGUCUAUAUACUCAGAAAGGGUUUCGUUCAAAUUCAAGAAAAGAACCUGGAAAAUUAAUGAAGAAAUCCGUAAAUAUUGUUAUCAAACUGAAGAAAAUAAUAACGAAAAAUAAAUUUAAAAACUGAAUCGUUUGAGCAGUUUGAAGAGCGAUAUAUAUCAGAUUUUCUAAAGUGAUUGUUCUUUGAUCUCAAAAUAGUAAUUCCAACAUUUCUGCCAAAGCGUGAGGUUCUUUUUUUGAAUUUCAUGGGGCUCGAAUGCGUUCAACCUAAAUCAUGUGGCUUAGAAUAUGAUUCAGUAUUAAAGAAUCGCCUUAUCGUUAGAUCUGCUUCAUAUUUUUGGAAUACUAUAUUGAAAGAUGAAAUUAUUUUCCAAAUAUCAGAUGAAAAUCAUGUUACAUAGAAUAUAAUAGGAAAAAAGCCUGAAAGUUUGAUCCCGUUGUUGGGGAAAAAUAGAUAAUUUAUCAGAUUUUUAGCGAAAUUUGUUCAGGAAUUCACUCGAUCAGUUUUCCAGCAGUUAUCGACCAAAGAAAUUUGUCACCAUAAUUUGAUUACUAGUAUUGAUCCAGUUUUUGUAUAUAGGGAGUAUAUAAUUGUAUUGCAUUUGAUGAAUGUUUUAUAUAUAUUUGCAAGUUUUAUUGUAAAUUUUAAAUAUGUAUAUAAAAUUAUUUUUGUUGGGGUUUAUUGAAUUUAUACGGGAAUAUUAUUUCAACAGUUUCAGAUAAGUUUUCAUAUUAUUGCUAAGUAAUAUUUCCUAUAGUUACCUAUAUGUAAGUAUAUGUACACUGAAUCUGAGAAUGUUCCACUUUUUAGUCAAUUUUUUAUGUGUAUAGAGGAUAUUAAGUUUAUAUAUAUUGGAGUGCCUUUAAGCACGUUUGUUGUUGUUUUUUGCCAUGUAAUGUAUAUGGAUUUGUUUCCCUCAAGCACUUGUGUUAAUAAAAUGAUGCAAAA
Coccinella septempunctata (seven-spotted ladybird) is the source of this 8713-nucleotide messenger RNA. RefSeq names its product titin-like. The record is from RefSeq and is a predicted model, not a curated record. The transcript is spliced from 8 exons. Bases 162 to 7451 code for a protein of 2429 amino acids. NCBI's taxonomy places the organism in Eukaryota, Metazoa, Arthropoda, Insecta, Coleoptera, Coccinellidae.